GGUGAAUUAGUUCCUUUGUAACUUCAUCUCAUCACAACCAACUUCAACAAUAUCUCAUAUCAUCAAACACUUACAUUUCUCUUGAUAUAAACACAAAUGGCAGCUGCUACAAUGGCUCUUUCUUCCCCUUCUUUUGCUGGACAAGCAGUGAAACUCUCACCAUCUGCCUCAGAAAUCUCUGGAAAUGGAAGGAUCACUAUGAGAAAGGCUGUCGCCAAGUCAGCCCCAUCUAGCAGCUCAUGGUAUGGCCCUGACCGUGUUAAGUACUUGGGCCCAUUCUCUGGUGAGUCCCCAAGCUACUUGACAGGUGAAUUCCCUGGUGACUACGGCUGGGAUACCGCUGGACUUUCAGCAGACCCGGAAACCUUUGCCAAGAACCGUGAACUCGAGGUGAUCCACUGCAGAUGGGCUAUGCUUGGUGCUCUUGGAUGUGUCUUCCCUGAGCUCUUGGCUCGUAACGGUGUCAAGUUCGGUGAGGCUGUGUGGUUCAAAGCUGGAUCCCAAAUCUUCAGUGAGGGUGGACUUGACUACUUGGGCAACCCAAGUUUGGUCCAUGCACAGAGCAUCUUGGCCAUCUGGGCUUGCCAAGUUGUACUCAUGGGAGCCGUUGAAGGUUACCGUAUUGCUGGUGGACCCCUUGGUGAGGUUGUCGACCCACUCUACCCUGGUGGAAGCUUCGACCCAUUAGGCCUUGCUGAAGACCCAGAGGCAUUUGCUGAGCUCAAGGUAAAGGAGAUUAAGAACGGCAGACUUGCUAUGUUCUCUAUGUUUGGAUUCUUCGUUCAGGCCAUUGUUACCGGAAAGGGUCCAUUGGAGAACCUUGCUGACCACCUUGCAGACCCCGUUAACAACAAUGCUUGGGCUUUUGCCACAAACUUUGUCCCCGGAAAAAUCAUGGCAGCUUCUACAAUGGCUCUUUCUUCACCUUCUUUUGCCGGACAGGCAGUGAAACUCGCACCAUCUACCUCAGAAAUCAGUGGAAAUGGAAGGAUCACUAUGAGAAAGGCGGUAGCCAAGUCUGCCCCAUCUAGCAGCCCAUGGUAUGGUCCAGACCGUGUUAAGUACUUAGGCCCAUUCUCUGGUGAGUCCCCAAGCUACUUGACCGGUGAAUUCCCUGGUGACUACGGGUGGGAUACCGCUGGACUUUCAGCUGACCCUGAAACCUUUGCCAAGAACCGUGAACUCGAGGUGAUCCAUUGCAGAUGGGCUAUGCUUGGUGCUCUUGGAUGUGUCUUCCCCGAGCUCUUGGCCCGUAACGGUGUCAAGUUUGGGGAGGCUGUGUGGUUCAAAGCUGGAUCCCAGAUCUUCAGCGAGGGUGGACUUGACUACUUAGGCAACGCAAGCUUGGUCCAUGCACAGAGCAUCUUGGCCAUCUGGGCUUGCCAAGUUGUGCUGAUGGGAGCUGUUGAGGGAUACCGUAUUGCUGGUGGGCCUCUUGGUGAGGUUGUCGAUCCACUCUACCCCGGUGGCAGCUUCGAUCCAUUAGGCCUUGCUGAUGAUCCAGAGGCAUUUUCUGAGCUCAAGGUAAAGGAGAUUAAGAACGGUAGACUUGCUAUGUUCUCUAUGUUCGGAUUCUUCGUUCAGGCCAUUGUUACCGGAAAAGGUCCUUUGGAGAACCUUGCGGACCACCUUGCAGACCCCGUGAACAACAAUGCCUGGGCCUACGCCACAAACUUUGUCCCUGGAAAAUGAAAAUUUUAAAACAAUCUUAAAAUUAUAUUGUUUGAUGGCCUUGUAAAGUUGUAAUUCUGAGUUUACUAGACAAUAGAAUAAAAUUUUUCU
This is a messenger RNA of Solanum pennellii, 1782 nucleotides long. Its product is annotated as light-harvesting complex I LH35 proteins-like. Gene Ontology annotation, biological process: photosynthesis, light harvesting in photosystem I; response to light stimulus. NCBI's taxonomy places the organism in Eukaryota, Viridiplantae, Streptophyta, Magnoliopsida, Solanales, Solanaceae. The transcript has 2 exons. Bases 97 to 1692 code for a protein of 531 amino acids. The record is from RefSeq and is a predicted model, not a curated record. Gene Ontology annotation, cellular component: chloroplast thylakoid membrane; plastoglobule; chloroplast envelope.